Messenger RNA from Vitis vinifera (wine grape), 937 nucleotides. Its product is annotated as peptidyl-prolyl cis-trans isomerase FKBP16-3, chloroplastic. The record is from RefSeq and is a predicted model, not a curated record. Gene Ontology annotation, molecular function: peptidyl-prolyl cis-trans isomerase activity. The coding region runs from base 43 to 738 and encodes 231 amino acids. Lineage: Eukaryota; Viridiplantae; Streptophyta; Magnoliopsida; Vitales; Vitaceae. The transcript has 7 exons.
GAAUUUCAUUAUCCACUUUCGAACCCAAUUCGGUUUCAGAGGAUGGCUUCUUCUCCUUCAUCUCUGCUGCUUUCACUUGGUUCCGGUUUUGCCAGAAGUUUGUUUCCUGCUCAUCAAAGCAUUCCUGGAGACAAAAUUCGCAGUCUAAAUAUUCGAUGCUCGAAUUUGGAAGUAGUAGUUAAAUCUUCAAGGACAGGAGAGUAUAGUGAUGGGUUGAUGUUAAAACGCAGGGAAGCAAUUGGUUUGGUUCUUGGAGUUUCCAGUAUAUUCGUAGACUCAUUUGAUGCCAAGGCAGCUGGAUUGCCUCCAGAGGAUAAGCCAAGACUAUGUGAUGAUGCUUGUGAGAAAGAGCUUGAAAAUGUACCUAUGGUAACUACAGAAUCUGGUUUGCAGUAUAAGGAUAUAAAAGUUGGUGAAGGCCCUAGUCCACCAAUUGGUUUUCAGGUGGCUGCAAACUAUGUUGCCAUGGUUCCGUCUGGACAAAUUUUUGACAGUUCCUUGGAGAAAGGUCAGCUUUAUAUUUUUCGGGUUGGCUCUGGUCAGGUGAUCAAAGGACUUGAUGAAGGGAUACUAACAAUGAAAACUGGAGGGAAACGCCGAAUCUACAUUCCAGGACCAUUGGCAUUCCCGAAAGGUCUUACCUCAGCUCCAGGCAGGCCAAGGGUUGCUGCAAACAGUCCAGUUGUUUUCGACGUAAGUUUGGAAUACAUACCAGGCCUGGAAAUAGAUGAAGAGUAAGAGUCAGGAUGAAAGAUGGAUAGGGUUGCAAUCUCCAUUUAUAUUUUCUUGUUGGAUUUUCCUAGUCUCCAAACACAGGAGCUGGAGGAUGAGGUCCCUUAUGUAACCACUUGCCUUGUAUACUUCCAUUAAUUCAUUUCUUCUUUGUUGUAUAAAAACCUUUUCAUGUUAAGAAUAUAUUUGUUCCUACUUAAAAGCA